AUGCAGAGAUGAUGGCGCAGUGUAAUAUGUUUCUAGAGUAAAGGGCGAAUUCACAGCCAUCGUUUUCGUCUGGAGGUCUUUGGCUUCGUGUUGAGUUUAAUAUUACACGCAUAGCUUCUGUAGUUCAUUCCGUUCCCGAUCAGAUCAGACACAGUACAGGAGCCGCAAUGCUGCAGAACACAGGGAAGCUGGCAGGAUAUACCAUCUUCAUUACCGGAGCGAGUCGAGGUAUUGGCAAGGCCAUUGCUCUCAAAGCUGCGCGGGACGGAGCCAAUGUGGUCAUCGCUGCCAAAACCGCUGAUCCUCACCCCAAACUGCCGGGCACCAUCUACACAGCUGCUGCAGAGAGUGAGCGCAGGACUCGGUUGCUCUUACUUACCUUUAUAAUUGGACACCACAGAGCAAAAUUCAAAAUUGAAGCUGCCGGAGGCAAACCACUGCCGUGCAUCGUAGACGUCCGUGAUGAGAAGCAGAUCAAUGAUGCCGUGAAACAAGCUGUGGAGAAAUUUGGAGGGAUCGACAUAUUGGUCAACAAUGCCAGUGCUAUCAAUUUAACAGGAACUCUGGAAACUCCAAUGAAGAAAGUCGACCUUAUGCUUGGCAUCAAUCUCAGGGGAACGUACCUGACGUCUAAACUGUGCAUUCCACAUCUUCUGAAGAGCAAGAACCCUCACAUACUUAACCUCAGCCCACCUCUAAACCUCAAUCCCAUCUGGUUCAAAAACCACACGGCGUACACCAUGGCAAAGUAUGGCAUGUCCAUGUGUGUGCUUGGAAUGGCCGAAGAGUUCAGGGGAUCUAUCGCCGUUAAUGCCUUAUGGCCCAAGACAGCCAUCCAGACGACAAUAAUGGACGUGUUGGGUGGUUCUGGGAUUGAUAAACAGUGCAGGAAGGUGGAGAUCAUGGCUGAUGCUGCCUACGCCAUCUUUAAACAACCCACCAGCUUCACGGGACAGUUUGUCAUUGAUGAGGACAUUCUCAAAAAGGAGGGCAUUAAAGACUUUAAUGUGUAUGCUGUUGAGCCAGAUCAUCCAUUGCUUCCUGACUUGUUCUUGGGUCAAAAGCCAGAGGGUCUAGCCAGGCAAAUGGAGGAGCAUGGUGCCACUCCAGCUUUCAAAAGUGCAGAUUCUGCCGCCACGGGACCUGUUUCUGACUUGUUCAACACAAUCAGAGGAAUUCUCAGUCCAGAUGUAGUGAAAAACACACAAGGAGUGUACAGAUUCGAUUUAUCAGGUGAUCAUGCUGGAGUCUGGUACAUUGAUCUGAAGAAUGAUGCAGGAAGUGCUGGCAGCGGGGAACCACCUGUCAAAGCUGAUGUCGUCAUGACGUUGGACAGUUCAGAUUUCAUCAAGAUGUUCGAAGGGAAAUUAAAGCCCACUAUGGCGUUCAUGUCUGGAAAGCUGAAGAUUAAGGGUGACAUGGGGCUUGCCAUGAAAUUGGACAAGAUGAUGGGCAUGAUAAAGCCUAAGCUGUGAUAUGAUCACUCACUCUACCAUCUCCUGCCUUACAUGACAUGAUGUGCAUGAUCUCUUUUCUGAAACACUGCGUUAAACCAUUAAUCAUUUGCAUUAAACCAUUCUCCUGAUGCUAAUUUUAAUAGAGGAUUUUCCUUCAGUUACAUUUUCUUCAAAGCAUGUUCUUUAAUUGUAUACUUUGGGUUAUACUUAGUGCAACUGCCACUGGUUUUAAAAAACAUGAUUUUUAACCAUCUCCACAGUAUAAUUAAAGAAUGUAUUCAUUAACUUUAUUGGCUUUGAUUUUCUGCUGUGUCAGAACAAGCAUUUGAUGCUUACAUAGUAUGAUGCUAUAUAGUAAAAUGUAUUUUUGCUUGACUUUUGCUAAUAAAAACAGUUUCAAAUUA
Onychostoma macrolepis is the source of this 1861-nucleotide messenger RNA. RefSeq names its product hydroxysteroid dehydrogenase-like protein 2. Lineage: Eukaryota; Metazoa; Chordata; Actinopteri; Cypriniformes; Cyprinidae. The transcript is spliced from 11 exons. The record is from RefSeq and is a predicted model, not a curated record. Bases 168 to 1475 code for a protein of 435 amino acids. Gene Ontology annotation, cellular component: mitochondrion.